AUGGCAGUCCGGUCCCGAAUGGCCUGGCGAAGUUGGCGACCUGUUAAUCUGAAGGCCAAGUUUUGGAAUACCAUCAGCACCAAUUACCACCUUGGUUUCACGUCCUUCGGCGGCCCCCCAGUGCAUUUCAAGAUCUUCCAAGACAAAUUCGUCGAUAAGCUGCAAUGGAUUGACAAUCAAGUGUAUCAGGAACUCUUCAGCGUCUGCCAGGCCUUCUCUGGCCCUGGCAGCACCAAGAUGCACUACUGCAUUAACCUGAUUCAUGAUGGUUUUCUUCCUGCUUUACUGAGUUUCUUCAUCUGGAGCUUGCCUGGGGCCUUGGGAAUGUAUGGUCUCUCUAUUGGCGUCUCCAAUAUUGGAGACACUCUUCCUGGACCCGUUUACGCUCUUCUCUCCGGGCUCAACGCCUCAACCGUGGGCAUUAUCGCAGUCGCUGCUGUUCAACUAUCAGAAAAGGCCAUCACUGAUAAAAUAACUCGUAUACUCGUCUUGCUUGGAGGUGCGGCCGGGAUUCUAUACAAUGCGCUCUGGUACUUUCCUCUUCUGAUGUUCGUGGCCGGCUGUGCAACCGUCGUCCAUGACUAUCGCUGGCUUCAUGGCCCUAUCAAGUCUAUAGUCGGCUUGAUGAAGAACCCCACAAAGCGGCUUAGGGCACAAGAGCCGGAGUCCAUCGAGAUUUCGCAGGCGCAAUCCGCCGACCAGGACAAUAAUGCCACCACCACUGCUACUUCUUUCCGCACUACUAGGGAACACAAUGACGCGGUGGCCCGCUCGAGCCGAGAAGAUAAUGCGCAGACUCUCCCAAUCACCGAGAAUUCACAUUCAGAGGCUGACUCGGAACCACGCGUUAUCCCACCGGAGCGGUCCCUUAACUUUUCCUGGAGCUUUGGCCUUGGCAUUAUUGUCUUCUUUCUCAUCACCUUCAUUGUGAUUAUGGUCCUUCGUGGCAAAUUGCGGGUCAAGACAUACCUUUUUGGCUUCUUCGCCAAUAUGUACCUCGCAGGGACCAUUAUUUUUGGCGGAGGUCCUGUUGUCAUUCCAUUGCUCCGCGAAUAUGUUGUUGCUGAAGGCUGGGUUAGUCCGCGCGACUUCCUUAUCGGCCUUGCGAUCCAACAGAGCUUUCCCGGUCCCAACUUCAACUUUGCCGUAUACCUAGGCGCUUUGACAGCAAUUAAUGGUGGAUACAAUUCGGCCGUCGGAGCAACACUUGGGUUUAUUGGCAUAUUUGCUCCUGGUCUUAUUACAGUUCAUGGUACAAUGGGUAUUUGGAGCGCUAUCCGUGGUCUGAGGUGGGUAAAGUCCCUUCUCAGGGGUGUUAACGCUGGUGCUGUGGGACUUAUUUAUACCGCGGUCUAUCGCUUGUGGCAAAUUGGGUAUAUUGCUGAAAGGUUUCAGCAGGGAACGAGUCUGGCACAAGAGCCGUGGUGGGUUGUUGUGACAGCAUCAAGCUUUGUCUUCGGCUACUCAUUCAACUUGAGCCCUCCGGUUAUUAUCAUCAUGGGCGCCGUCUUAGGCCUCAUCUGGUAUGCAGUUACGCUCAGUUAG
Fusarium oxysporum Fo47 is the source of this 1545-nucleotide messenger RNA. Its product is annotated as chromate transporter-domain-containing protein. The transcript is spliced from 4 exons. The record is from RefSeq and is a predicted model, not a curated record. Gene Ontology annotation, biological process: chromate transport. Gene Ontology annotation, molecular function: chromate transmembrane transporter activity. Lineage: Eukaryota; Fungi; Ascomycota; Sordariomycetes; Hypocreales; Nectriaceae. Bases 1 to 1545 code for a protein of 514 amino acids.